This is a messenger RNA of Cercospora beticola, 4193 nucleotides long. It is a transcript of the gene CFT1, whose product is annotated as cleavage/polyadenylation factor CFT1. The record is from RefSeq and is a predicted model, not a curated record. Gene Ontology annotation, cellular component: mRNA cleavage and polyadenylation specificity factor complex; nucleus. Lineage: Eukaryota; Fungi; Ascomycota; Dothideomycetes; Mycosphaerellales; Mycosphaerellaceae. Gene Ontology annotation, molecular function: nucleic acid binding; protein binding.
GUCUGCGCUAACAACACUGCCAAUGCGCGCAGACCUGGCGACGGCGGAGAAGACAUGCAGUGCUACACGGAGCUCGUGCCCCCGACGGCAGUCACCCACGCCGUGUCGCUGCCGUUUCUGAGCGCCGAGUCCAACAAUCUGGUCAUCGCGAAGACGUCUCUGCUGCAGGUAUUUCAGGUCCAUGCAACGAGCGAUGGCGGGCAGGAACGACUAGUGCUAGUGGGAGAGUACAGUCUGGCGGGCACAGUAUCCUCCAUAGCGCGUGUGAAGAUACUCGAGAGCAAGUCGGGAGGAGAAGCCGUGCUUCUGGCCUUCAAAGACGCGAAGCUCAGCUUGGUCGAGUGGGAUCAAGAGAACUACCGCAUCAGUACCAUCAGUCUGCACUUCUACGAGGGAGACAAUGUCGUGACGCCACACUUCGGACCUCCUCUCAGCGACUGCGAAUCCAUCUUGGCCGUCGACCCGAGUUUGCGAUGCGCAGCCCUCAAAUUCGGCGCAAGGCGGCUGGCCAUUCUGCCAUUCAGACAAUUUGGAGACGAACUGGCAGGUGAAGAGGAGGGCGAGUACGAGAACGGCGAGACAUCACCGGCCCUGAAGAGAUCGGAGUCGAUACCACAAGUCAAUGGGGAAGCUGGAGAGACGCCAUACAAGGCCUCUUUCACUCUCGCUCUCACUGAGCUGGAGCCGAGUAUCAGCCAUGCUGUUCAUCUGGCAUUCUUGCAUCAAUACCGAGACCCGACCUUCGCAAUCCUGUCGGCUCCUGUAGAGCCUUCAUACAGCCUCAUCGAGGAGCGAAAGGAUAUCCUCACCUACACAGUGCUCACAUUGGAUCUCGAUAAGACAUUGGCAACAAGUUUGAUCAGCGUGCCCAAGCUGCCGUCGACGUUAUGGAAGGUCAUGCCUCUGCCAUUGCCAGUGGGUGGCGCGCUGCUCAUUGGCACGAACGAGCUAGUGCAUAUCGAUCAGAACGGCAAGGCCAAUGCCACGGCGGUCAACGAAUUCGCCAAGUUGGAAAGCGACUUUGGCAUGGCAGAUCAGUCUCAUCUGAAUUUAAAAUUGGAAGAUAGCAGGAUCGAGUUAUUGGAUCGCAGAACUGGAGAGCUACUCAUCAUCACCAAUGAAGGCUCGCUGGCAAUACUGUCGUUUCAAAUGCUCGGCGGCACUGUCAGCGCAGUCAAUGUGAAGAGAGCGACAGCGGAAAAUGGGAGCACUCUGGUCAUGUCCGGAUCGUCUUGCACAGCACGACUCGACAGCGACCACGUAUUCAUCGGCAGUGAAGAUGGCGCCUCAACUCUUCUGGGCUGGUCGCGGCCCACCUUGGCUCUGAGUCGGAAACGCUCGCACGCUCAAAUGCUCGAAAAGGAUGACGAAGAGGAGGAGGAAGAGGAGGAAGAUGAUGACGACUUAUAUCAAACCGCUCCAGAACCGAAGAGACGCGCGACAUCUGAUACGGCAGUCAACUCGGACUCGCCGUACCAUUUCUCGAUCAAGGACGAGUUGCCCGCCAUUGGACCCAUCAACAAAGCAUGCCUGGGUCGGCCACGGCAAAGUAAAGAACGCCUCGAGCUCGCUGCGGGCUCUGGACGGAAACGAGCCAGCAGACUUACUUUCCUCCAUCGCGACAUUGUUCCUGAAGUGCAACGCACACUCAAGCUCGGGAACUCCAAGGCUGUAUGGGCAGUCCGUGCCAGACAACGUAACGCUGCACCAGCCCAGCACGACAACAUGCUUUUCGUGUCUGAUGAUGAUGGCACAAAAGUAUACGAUAUCCAAGACGACAGCGACGAUGCAUACACGGAACGGAAUGCCCCAGAAUUCGAAAGCGAAGGCGAGACGAUUGACAUGGACGCGGUCGCGGAAGGUACCAUCAUAGUGCAAUGUCGGCGCACGGAGCUUCGAACGUACAACGCGAACCUGGCUCUGGAUCAAAUAAUUCCGAUGACUGAUGAAGAAACGGACGAAGAUCUCGAUGUUGCGCACAUCUCAUUCGGCGAUCCAUACGUCGUAAUUAUACGUAACGAUAGCAGUGUACAAGUGCAAGCGGUCCGAGGCCGUGAACUUGAACCGCUUGAAGGCGAAGGUUUGAUCAGUGAGAAGAAGUGGUUAAGCGGCUGUGUAUUCUCAGGAGACUUCACACAGAACAAAGCUGCGCUCUUUCUGCUGCAUGCGGAUGGCACUCUGCACGUCUUCAGUUUGCCCGAGCUGCAGCCGAUCUACACAGCCCAAAACCUGUCUUAUCUGCCCCCGAUUCUGGCAGCUGAUGCUGCAGCACGCCGCGUUGGCACCAAAGAUACUUUGACGGAACUCUUGGUGACAAAUCUUGGACAACGAGAUGCAACACUGCCUUACUUGGUUGUACGGACAGCUUUGGACGACAUUGUGAUAUACGAACCUUUUACCUGGCCGCAGGACUCGACUGAUGACGCGUGGUACUCAAGCUUGCGGUUUCGAAAGGUGCCCCUUUGCUACAACCCCAAAUUCAAUGAGCAAUUGGCCGGAAUUCAACAAGCUAGUCGACCAGCCCCGCUGAAGCGUGUGACCUUUGGUGACUAUCGCGCUGUUAGCAUUCCCGGAGGUCCUGCAUGUCUGUUACUGAAAGACUCUUCGUCGCUUCCUAGAAUACUCGAGGUGCGGGGAACAGAGUCAUCAAAGCGCGUAUCGACUCUAUCGCCAGUGCAUCGACCUGGUUGUGAUCAUGGCUUUAUUGCUCUGGCAUCAAACGACGAGCUACAAGAAAUGCGAUUGCCGGAACAAACCUGGUACGGCACCGGCUGGAGUGUACAACAGACGGAUCUUGGCGAGGAUGUACGACACAUUGCCUACCAUGAGUCAAGAUGUGUCUACGUCGUGGCGACUUGCAGAGAGGUGGACUUCUACUUCGCUGGAGAAGAUGGCAGGCAUCCCGAACAGGAUGACGUCGAGCUGCGGCCACAAGUCCCUCUGUAUACCAUUCACUUGGUGUCUGCGACAUCACACAAAAUCUUACAUUCGAUCCAACUACCUUAUCUCGAGACUGUCACGGACUUGAAGGUCAUGGUGCUGGAGGUGUCAGAAAACUCACACGAGCAGAAGCCACUCGUAGUGGUCUCCACUGCCGCACAGCGUGGUGAGGAUAUGCCAGCUAAAGGAGCCGUGAUACUCUACGACAUCAUCGAUGUUGUGCCAGAGCCUGACGUCGCGGAAAGUGGCUUCAAGCUCCAUCAGCUCGCUCGAGAACAGUCACGAGGCGCUAUCACAGCUUUGGCCGGUCCAUUCCCAGGCGGGUUUGUCGGUACUGCUCAGGGCCUCAAGCUCAUGGUCCGUGGUCUCAAAGAAGACGGAACAUGCCUGCCGGUCGCAUUCCUGGAUGCUCAAAGCUAUACGCAUACCCUGAAAGUCCUUUCUGGGCGAGGCAUGUGGCUUGCUGGCGAUGUAUGGAAAGGUCUUUGGUUCGGCGGCUUCACAGAAGAGCCAUACAAGCUUACGGUCUUGGGCAAGUCACCGAAAAGCAAAAUGGAGAUCAUGGCUGCAGAGUUCCUGCCGUUCGAUGGUGGGCUGUACAUCCUCAUCAUGGAUGCCGAUAUGGAUCUCCAUGUGCUCCAAUACGACCCCGAGAACCCGAAAUCGGUGAAUGGAAUGAGAUUGUUGCACCGCAGCACCUUCCACGUUGGGCAUUUUGUGACAAACAUGCUUCUUCUGCCCUCGGCUUUGAAACCAUUUGAGACGCAAGACCGGGACAUCGCGAAUGGAAUGAAUGAUGAUGCCGAUGAUGCCACGGGAGCCGCUCCGUCGCUGUAUCAUGUGCUCACGACAUCCACCUCAGGCUCUAUCGGACUAGUGACGCCGCUUGACGAAGCUGCGUACAGAAGGCUGUCGGCGCUGCAGACUCAUCUUACAGCGAUCUUGGAACACGCUGCCGGCUUGAACCCGAGAGCUUACAGAGCCGUUGAGGCCGAAAACUUCGGCGGAGCAAGAGGUGUGGUAGAUGGUAACUUGAUCAAGAGGCUUGGCGAGCUGGGUGCUCCUCGAAGAGCAGAUGUACUUGGUCGAGCGGGUACCGAUGCAUGGGGCGUUCGCAGCGAUCUAGAGAUCAUAGAUGGUGGUGGUCUGGCAUACUUAUAGCCGCGUGCCUCCUAAACUGUACUACUAGCAUUUCACUAACGCUGCAAUGAUGGAACGAGCCCUGUUCUCACGCUUGUCGGAGCGCAAAUUCA